This is a messenger RNA of Tachysurus vachellii, 4008 nucleotides long. It is a transcript of the gene nfkbib, whose product is annotated as nuclear factor of kappa light polypeptide gene enhancer in B-cells inhibitor, beta. Gene Ontology annotation, biological process: cellular response to lipopolysaccharide; signal transduction. The transcript has 6 exons. Lineage: Eukaryota; Metazoa; Chordata; Actinopteri; Siluriformes; Bagridae. Bases 305 to 1492 code for a protein of 395 amino acids. The record is from RefSeq and is a predicted model, not a curated record. Gene Ontology annotation, molecular function: protein binding. Gene Ontology annotation, cellular component: cytosol.
AAUACGAUUAGGGAAAAAAGGAAGUGCAGCUAAAGCUAAAGUGGCCUUUUCUGGAAAAAUACUGGAGUGGACGCGAGCUGUCCGGUUCCUCUGGGUGUAAAGGGUUUGAAAAAUGAUCCGAAGAUGGAGGGUGGAGCUGUAGGUGAUUAUAGACGGAAUACGUUUAGAAAGAAGCUCUUAAAAUGAGCAGCGAUCAGUAAGUUUACUUCUUUACUUUAGCUAGCUUGUGCUAGCUUGUGCUAGCUAGCUAGCUAACGUUAGAAGAGUUUUGUAGAUCCGUUGGUUCUGAUCAUCUGAUCUGUAAAUGGAGUGGAUUCGUCGAGAUUUGUCAGAAAAUCAGCAACGUAAUGAUGGGAAACAUAGUCUGGGGUCGGGGCUCGGUGUCGGACCGAAAUGUGUGUCCACGGGUUUGGGUUCGGAUCCGAUUCCGGACGACUGGUGCGACAGCGGCCUGGAUUCACUCAUCAGCACCGAGUUUAUCAGCAUUGACAGUCCGGACCCGGUCCAGAUCACCGCCGAACCGUCUGAUCCUCCAGAACUCUGGGGCUCAGUUCGCUGCAGUGUGACUUUGGACGGAACCGAGACCGAGAGGCUGGACUCCGCCAUCGGGGACUCGAUCAACGACGAGACGGUGAAGAGUUUGUCUGAGCGAAUCGGUACCGUGAUCCUGAGCGAACCGACCGGUACAACGACUCAUCCGCCCGGAACGGAGGUCCAGGAUUGGGGCAGAGAUGAGAUCCACAACAUGCUCCGCUUCAUAUCAGAGGACGGAGACACGGCGCUGCACCUGGCUCUCAUCCAUGAGCAGUGGCAAUUUUUUCAUCGCCUGCUGGAGCUCAUCACUCACAACCCCAACUGGAAAUCUUACCUGGACAUUCAGAACGACCUAGGACAGACGGCACUGCACAUAGCCGUGAUUGUGUGCCGCAGUGAGUGUGUGUGUGCGCUGCUGAGAGCCGGUGCGAGUGUGGAGCUGCAGGAGAGAGGAGGAAACACUGCACUGCAUCUGGCUGUGUGUGAGCUGCAGGUCGAGUGUGUGAAGGAACUGACAAGAGCGAGAUGCACCUCACCCCAACACCUCAACAUCUACAACUACGCAGGAGUCAGCGCUCUGCACGUGGCUGUACAGAAGGGGAGGUGUGACAUCAUCAGGAUGCUGCUGGAGGCCGGAGCUGACGCGAACCAGAUGGAUCAGUGUGCGGGACGCUCGCCGCUGCACUGGGCCGUGGAGUAUCAGAGCUGUUCUGCGGUGGAGCUGCUGCUGCGGUGCGGGGCAAGCGUGGAUCAGCGCUCUUACUCCGGACACACGCCACUCUACUGCGCCCUCUACAGGCCUGACACACGACUGCGGGAGCUGCUCCGGAGCGCCGGGGCGUCUGACCCUUCCGACGAAGAAGAGGAAGAUGAGGACAAAGAGGAGGAGGAAGAGGAGAGAGAGAGCGAUGAGGAGGAGUUUGAUGAUGUCAUCAUCAACGGACAACGAGUGCUGUAGCUGUUCGAGAUGCAUGCGACCGGGCUGACAACCGUGUGUGUGUGUGUGUGUGUGUGUGUAAAAUUAGCGGUACAGGUAUGACCUCGCUAUGCUGUACAGAUUAAUGCUUAUUUUUGUUAGUUUUCGGAUCAGUACAGUGCUGAAGCUCAGAGGCUCAGGACUGGUCGAGGAGCCGCUUCAGCGUUUCACUAAACCUGGGGAUUGUACUGUACGCUGUAGACUGCAGAAACACAGUUACACACUGCUUCUGUUUGAACUUCACACGCAUCAGAGGUGUUAUUUUUUUUUUUUAAAGAGCUUAAGACGAAGCAGUAGCAGCUUCUAGCUUCUUUGGUCUCUCUCUCUCUCGCUCACAUCUCCAUCAGCAUGUGCUUGGAUCAGGCACCAAAAAGAAAACAGAAAAACCAAAAUUCAGGACUUUAGAGAUCAAAAACCAAAACCAGAAAAAAAGCUUGAUUCUACUUCGUCAUCAUCGUCAUCAUCAUCAUCAUCUUUCUCUUCUUCAUUAUUAUCAUUAUUAUUAUUCAUUAUUAAACUAAUUACUUAUUUUGCGCUGUCAUGUAAAACAAGCGUUAAAUGAAACUACCAGUUACUCAAUAAAAACAUUAUGAAGAUUAUAAAACAUUCAAAUGAUCGACAAACCGUUUUUGUUAUAAUAGUAAAAAAAUGUAAUCAGGAGUUUUAAUUUAAUUCACUUAAAUUCUACUAUGCAAAUUUUUUUAUUUUUUGUUUUAAGCAACAGUCAAAAAUAAAAAAGAUUUUCAGCAUUUUUCAAGUUAAAAUCUACAACACAAUGAAAACAGUCGCUUUUAUUAUAAACAAAUAGAUAUCUGUUUGGCCCAACGAUAAAUAACAAUAAAAUAAAAUUGUUAAAAUAUUACGUGCUAAAUUUUCAGGAGGUAAAUCGGGACGUUUUUCGGUUGCAAUUUAAAAAGAAUUCUGACGAUUUUAAAAAUGUAUUUCCUGGAAAAUUUUGGAUGGGAAAAUUCAGCGGGAUUCGAUAUCAGGAAAUGAAAUAUACGCUGAAACUGGAGCUUUACCUCUUUAUCUAAACCUGUUCAGACCUUUGGCCACGCCUCCUACUAGCCCGAGUUCGGCUUCGUGAUGCAGCAAUUCUUUUUUUUUUUUUAAACAGAUAACUGUGUGUGUGUGUGUGUGCUGUAUAAACAUCAGCACUGUUAGAUUGGUAGCUGCAGUAAAAAAAAAAAAAAAAAAGACACUACAAUUUUUGACGGAUUGGACAGCAUGUGAUUUGACUUUUUUGGCUUUUGAACUUUGAGCUGUGAUGAUAAGUGAUAGUGAAAGUGAUUAAAAAAAUGUAUAAAAAAAAAAAAAAAGGACAUUUCCAUUGGACUUACUGUUUAGGUGAUGAGUUUAAAAACUGUUGGCAGUUGUAGGUCUGUAGUUAAGGUUGUGUGUCUGCAUUACAAACACCUUUAAAAUCGCAGUGUUCCUGCUUGAGCUUUAGCUGUGUAUAGAUGAAUCCUUACAACAAAUACAACUAGAAGAUAUUCCAAGCGGUGGAAUUUAUAUAUGAUGAUCUAUAUUUAUAGUGUUUAUGUUGCAGCUUUGAUGUAAGCACGUUCAAUUUCUAACAUAUUUUGAUGUAGUUCUGUGUUUUUGUUUUUUUUUUCUGGGAAUGAAGAAGUAUAAAAGUAGCCAAAAGAAAAAUCGCUCAAAGUCAGCAAGGAGAAUUUUUUUUCGUAGUUGUAGAAAAAGCUCACGAGUUAUUCACGCACAGAGAAACGUACGGUUGUUAAGAACGCCCAGUAGUGAAAAAUAAAUAAAUAAAUAAAACUCCGCCUCCUGAAACAAACCAGAAAUGAUUAUUUUUCAAUUUAACGUUAAAUUUCUAAAAUUUAAAUCCUGAUUUAUAAAAUCCUCUUUUAAUCAAACAAAGUGUUUUUUUUAGUUCGAAACUGUGUAAAAAUGAUCGAAUUCAAUGAAAGUAAAUAGCUUUAGAUUUUGUGUGUAAAAAAAUAAAUAAAUAAAUAAAAUAAUAAUUUAAAAAACAGUUUUGGAUGAGAAUUGCUCUUUAGAUGUACCCAAACCCCAUCAGAUGUUCACAUGGAAUUAAAAAAGGUUUAUAAACUUAUAACGUUUUGCUGUAGCACAAAAACAAGAUACUAAAUCUUUUUUUUUUAUUGAGGUUGGAGAUGAUUUCAUCUGCAGAAAGAAUAAAAAAAUAGGAAAAGAAAGACAUGAAGUGUGUAAGUGAAGGAUGAAGGAUGGAAUAUACGACCGGAAGCAGACGGGAACCUGGAAGUUGAUUUGUACUGAUACGAUGAACAGAAUUAGAUGAUCGGAGACGUGAGGAUUUAAGUAUCAAAUAUUCUAAUAAUCUAUUGAGAACCUCCUGAUAAGGGCUCUGAACUCAUCCCUGUGAUGUUUCUCUUCUGAUUUAUUUUGUUAGGAUUUGUUUAUUUGGUCUGCCUCGUGUUGAAUCGGGUGACGGUUGAAGAUUGUAAAGUUUUAAUGCUUUAAAUGAAAAUAAAAAUGAUGAGGGGGGAAAAAAA